Pezoporus flaviventris is the source of this 2954-nucleotide messenger RNA. It is a transcript of the gene APPL1, whose product is annotated as adaptor protein, phosphotyrosine interacting with PH domain and leucine zipper 1. Gene Ontology annotation, molecular function: identical protein binding. Gene Ontology annotation, biological process: signaling. The record is from RefSeq and is a predicted model, not a curated record. NCBI's taxonomy places the organism in Eukaryota, Metazoa, Chordata, Aves, Psittaciformes, Psittacidae. Bases 91 to 2217 code for a protein of 708 amino acids. Gene Ontology annotation, cellular component: cytoplasm; endosome membrane. The transcript is spliced from 22 exons.
UGUGGCUGGGCUAGGGGCAGGGGAGGGCAGGGCUCGGCUGGGUGCGGGAGGUGGAGGUGCGGCAGUGGCGGAGUCAGCCCGGCCGCCGCCAUGCCCGGCAUUGACAAGCUCCCUAUCGAGGAGACGCUGGAAGACAGCCCCCAGACCAGGUCUUUGCUGGGAGUAUUUGAAGAAGAUGCUGCUGCAAUUUCCAAUUAUGUCAAUCAGUUGUUUCAAGCCAUGCACAGGAUAUAUGAUGCACAGAAUGAAUUAAGUGCAGCAACUCAUCUGACUUCAAAGCUUCUGAAGGAAUAUGAGAAACAGCGUUUUCCACUAGGGGGAGAUGAUGAGGUGAUGACUUCCACUCUGCAGCAAUUUGCAAAAGUGAUAGAUGAGCUCAGCUCUUGCCAUGCAGUACUGUCAACUCAACUUGCAGAUGCAAUGAUGUUUCCUAUUACCCAGUUUAAAGAAAGGGAUCUUAAAGAGAUACUGACUCUAAAAGAAGUUUUCCAAAUUGCAAGCAAUGAUCAUGACGCUGCCAUUACCAGAUACGGUCGGUUGUCAAAAAGAAGGGAAAAUGAAAAGAUCAAGGCUGAAGUUAUGGAAGAUGUAUAUACUUCAAGGAAAAAACAGCAUCAAACUAUGAUGCAUUAUUUCUGUGCAUUAAAUACUCUUCAGUACAAAAAGAAAAUUGCUAUGCUAGAACCCCUGCUAGGAUACAUGCAGGCUCAGAUAAGCUUUUUUAAAAUGGGUUCAGAAAAUCUUACUGAGCAACUGGAAGAAUUUUUGACCAACAUUGGCACAAGUGUACAGAAUGUUCGCAGGGAAAUGGAUUGUGAAGUAGAAAACAUGCAACAAACUAUAGAGGAUUUGGAAGUAGCCAGUGAUCCACUGUAUCUGCCUGAUCCAGAUACUACGAAAUUUCCUGUUCAUAGAAACCUGACACGGAAAGCUGGCUAUCUCAAUGCAAGAAAUAAGACAGGGCUGGUAUCUUCCAGCUGGGAGAGACAGUUUUACUUCACUCAAGGUGGAAAUCUGAUGAGCCAGGCAAGAGGUGAUGUAGCUGGGGGACUUGUCAUGGAUAUAGACAAUUGCUCUGUAAUGGCUGUGGACUGUGAAGACAGACGGUACUGUUUUCAGAUAACAUCAUUUGAUGGCAAAAAGUCUUCAAUCUUACAGGCAGAGAGUAAAAAAGAUUAUGAAGAGUGGAUAUGCACCAUAAACAACAUAUCUAAACAGAUAUAUCUAAGUGAAAACCCUGAGGAAAUCGCUGCACGUGUGAAUCAGUCAGCUCUGGAGGCUGUUACUCCAUCCCCUUCUUUCCAGCAGAGGCAUGAAAGCAUGCGGCCAGCUGUACAAUCUCGUCCUCCUGCGGCUCGUACUAGCAGUACAGGGUCACUGGGAUCUGAAUCAGCAGGUUUAUCGGCACUUUCCUUGGAUUCACUUGUUGCACCUGACACUCCUAUACAAUUUGACAUAAUAUCUCCAGUUAGUGAAGAUUUUCCUGGUCAAACAAAAUCUUCAGGGCAAUCAGGCAGACGCACAAAUCCUUUUGGUGAAUUGGGAGGCUCAAAAUCUGAAACAGAAGAUUCAAUUCUUCAUCAGUUAUUUAUUGUGAGAUUUCUUGGCUCUAUGGAGGUGAAAUCUGAUGAAAGUCCAGAUGUUGUUUAUGAAACAAUGCGUCAAAUACUGGCAGCUCGUGCCAUCCAUAACGUUUUCCGGAUGACAGAAUCACAUUUGUUAGUCACAUGUGGCUGCUUAAAGUUAAUUGAUCCACAGACACAAGUUACAAGACUACGAUUUCCUUUGCCCAAUGUAGUCUUGUAUGCUACGCAUCAGGAGAAUAAGCGCCUUUUUGGAUUUGUGCUCAGAACCUCAGGAGGGAGAGUUGAGAGCCGCCAAACUUCCAUCUGCUACAUCUUUGAAUCAAAUAAUGAAGGGGAAAAGAUUUGUGACUCUGUUGGACUGGCAAAACAGAUUGCUUUUCAUGCAGAACUGGAUCGAAAAGCAUCAGAAAAGCAGAAAGAAAUGGAUAGAGUCAAAGAGAAACAACAAAAAGAACUGAAUAAACAGAAACAAAUUGAAAAGGAUUUAGAGGAGCAAAGCCGGUUAAUAGCUGCUUCCAGCAGAUCCAACCAGAACAGCGGAGAAGGACAAUUUGUAGUCCUUAGCAGUAGCCAGUCGGAAGACAGUGAUUUAGGAGAAGAUGGAAAGAAGAAGAGAGAAUCUGAAGCCUAAGGUUGCCUACUUUAUGAAAAUUGGAAUCAUGGAUCAAUUUGGUGAAAUGGAACGAGUUCUACAAGAAGUGAAAUGCAGGUGGAGGGUCUGCUGUGUCAUAUAAAAAACUUCACAAUACGUAGACCCUAUAAUGCCUUGAUCAUUCUUUUUCAAUUAAGUGAUUUCCAUUUUCAAGUCAGUAUAAUUUCUCUUCUAUAUGACAUGUAGCAUGGUGAUGCUACCAUGUUUGUUGCAAAAUUAUGUUUUCUCAAGGCUUCUCUGCAGUAAGGAAAAAACUGGGGGGUUUUGUCUCCAUUUACCUCUCUGUGCAAUUGACUGCUCUUGAAGCAAAACUCAAAACUCUCGUUGGACUUCAAUAGUACAUUGAAACUCGUUCUUUACAUGCAGUGUGGACACCACCUUGCUGAAAACAAAAUCGGAUGUCCAAAUAUGACAGUGCUAAGCUUUACCUAACUUGUUGCACAUAACUGUUCUUAAAUUUAGAAGGAAGAACCUUAAUGACAUCAGUGAGAUGUGCAAUAGUUCUAGAUAGAAGGAUCUUAUUUUUUGUUUCAUAUUGCACUGUAUGAUACUGUCUUGAUUUCUUCAGUGAAUAUAAUGCUGAAAGACUUCUUUCACCAAAAGGAAAAAAUACUGUCAGAGCUAGAUAGAGGAUGAGAUGCAGUUGCACUUUGCUGCGUGAGGAAUGUAUAAAGCAUUCCUUAUCAAAUGAUAAGAAUAAUGUAUAUACUCUUGUA